UACUAUAUAAAGAAAUAUUUAGAAUCCAUUCAGAACAUCAAAAGCACCAAAUAUGGAAAUGCAGUGGGUUUACAUUUGUACUGCUGCUUUGUUUGCAUGCUAUGUUUUUGUAAACAAAUUUUUGAGGAGGUUUAAUGGUUGGUACUAUCAUCUCAAAUUAAGAAACAAAGAGUACCCUUUGCCUCCAGGUGAUAUGGGAUGGCCACUUAUUGGCAACCUAUUAUCAUUUAACAAAAACUUCUCAUCUGGCCAACCUGAUUCAUUCACCACCAACCUUAUUCUCAAAUAUGGGAGAGAUGGUAUCUACAAAACUCACGUGUGUGGAAAUCCAAGUAUCAUAAUUUGUGAUCCUGAGAUGUGUAAGCGAGUGCUCUUAGAUGAUGUAAACUUUAAAAUUGGUUAUCCAAAAUCCAUCCAAGAAUUGACAAAAUGUAGACCCAUGAUUGAUGUCUCGAACGCAAAUCACAAGCAUUUUCGACGCCUAAUCACUGCUCCCAUGGUUGGUCACAAGGUGUUAGACAUGUACCUAGAACGUCUCGAGGACAUUGCAAUCAAUUCGUUAGAAGAAUUGUCUAGCAUGAAGCACCCCAUCGAGCUCUUGAAAGAGAUGAAGAAGGUUUCCUUUAAAUCCAUUAUCCAUGUUUUCAUGGGAACUUCUAAUCAGAACAUUGUUAAAAACAUUGGAAGUUCAUUUACUGAUUUGUCUAAAGGCAUGUACUCUAUCCCCAUCAAUGCACCUGGUUUUACUUUCCACAAAGCACUCAAGGCACGGAAGAAGAUAGCUAAAUUAUUGCAACCUGUUGUGGAUGAAAGGAGGUUGAUGAUAAAAAAUGGACAACAUGUGGGAGAGAAGAAAGAUCUUAUGGAUAUUCUAUUGGAAAUCAAAGAUGAGAAUGGUAGAAAAUUGGAGGAUCAGGAUAUCAGUGACCUGUUGAUAGGACUUUUAUUUGCCGGACAUGAAAGUACAGCAACUGGGAUAAUGUGGUCAGUUGCACAUCUUACACAACAUCCACAUAUCCUACAAAAAGCCAAGGAAGAGCAGGAAGAAAUCUUGAAGAUAAGACCAGCCUCCCAAAAACGAUUGAGUCUUAAUGAAGUCAAGCAAAUGAUUUAUCUUUCAUAUGUAAUCGAUGAAAUGUUGCGAUUUGCCAACAUUGCCUUUUCAAUUUUUCGAGAGGCUACAUCUGAUGUUAACAUCAACGGUUAUCUCAUACCAAAAGGAUGGAGAGUGCUAAUAUGGGCGAGAGCCAUUCAUAUGGAUUCUGAAUAUUAUCCAAAUCCUAAAGAAUUUAAUCCUUCUAGAUGGAAAGAUUAUAAUGCCAAGGCAGGAACCUUUCUUCCUUUUGGAGCAGGAAGUAGGCUCUGUCCUGGAGCCGACUUAGCAAAACUUGAAAUUUCUAUAUUUCUUCAUUAUUUCCUCCUUAACUACAGGUUGGAGCGAAUAAACCCAGAUUGCCCUGUUACUACCUUGCCACAAUGUAAGCCCACUGAUAACUGCCUCGCUAAGGUUAUAAAGGUCUCACGUGCUUAGCUAAUUUCAAAGACAUUUGUUUUAUAAAUCUGCGGUUGCUUCUCUUAUGUUCCAACUGGAAUCAUGAAUUUUUCUAGUUAUUGUUGUUUUUAGUUUGCUUGUUACUGUCAUGUGUUCAGAAAAAGCAAAUGAUAAUAAACUUGUAAUGGGGGAUGAUGAGAAUCACUCCACGUCUUGAUGGAUAUUGGGUGUGUUAAUUUGAUUUCUUUCUUAGUCAUUGGUUAUUUAUUUCAAUGAA
Messenger RNA from Medicago truncatula (barrel medic), 1769 nucleotides. Its product is annotated as beta-amyrin 11-oxidase. Gene Ontology annotation, molecular function: ent-kaurenoic acid monooxygenase activity; iron ion binding; heme binding. NCBI's taxonomy places the organism in Eukaryota, Viridiplantae, Streptophyta, Magnoliopsida, Fabales, Fabaceae. The transcript has 8 exons. Gene Ontology annotation, biological process: brassinosteroid biosynthetic process; brassinosteroid homeostasis; sterol metabolic process. Gene Ontology annotation, cellular component: endoplasmic reticulum. The record is from RefSeq and is a predicted model, not a curated record. The coding region runs from base 53 to 1531 and encodes 492 amino acids.